Linepithema humile (Argentine ant) is the source of this 1076-nucleotide messenger RNA. RefSeq names its product transmembrane emp24 domain-containing protein 2. NCBI's taxonomy places the organism in Eukaryota, Metazoa, Arthropoda, Insecta, Hymenoptera, Formicidae. Gene Ontology annotation, cellular component: endoplasmic reticulum-Golgi intermediate compartment; COPII-coated ER to Golgi transport vesicle; Golgi apparatus. Gene Ontology annotation, biological process: intracellular protein transport; endoplasmic reticulum to Golgi vesicle-mediated transport; Golgi organization. The record is from RefSeq and is a predicted model, not a curated record.
AUGAGGUGGCUCAUCUCGUACGUGUUCCUUAUUGUCUCCAUCGCCAGCGCACAUUGCUACUUUAUCACCGUAGAUGCGCAUGCUGAGGAAUGUUUCUUUGACAAAGUCGAAUUUGGCACCAAGAUGGGCCUCACAUUUGAGAUAGCAGAGGGUGGAUUUUUAGAUAUAGAUGUAAAGAUAAUAGGACCUGAUGGUAGAAUGAUCUACCAAGGUGAGCAAGAGAGCAGUGGAAAAUAUACCUUUGCUGCGCACACGUCUGGUGUUUAUACCUAUUGCUUUAGCAAUCAGAAAAGCACAAUGACACCAAAAGUAGUAAUGUUCAAUAUGGACAUUGAUGAAAAUCGCAAGCAGACUGAUGAACACGGCGGAGAAGGUCAAGAUGGGGACAGCAGUCAUGGAAAAUUAGAUGAUAUGAUUAAAGAUUUGAGCACCAGUUUGUGUGUAAAGAAUGAGCAAGAGUACAUGCAGGUUCGCGACCGCAAUCAUAGAGCGAUCAACGAGAGUACAAAUUUCCGAGUUGUAGUGUGGGCGUUUUUCGAAGCUAUGGUGCUGGUUUGCGUAACGAUAGGGCAAAUCUUUUACUUGAAGCGAUUCUUUGAAGUACGAAGAAUCGUGUAAUAUAGGAUAUUUAAUGAUACAUUUCAUGAAUAAAUUGUACAUUUUUCUAAUUUGUAAUUAAAUUAUAUCUCUCAUUGCGACAAGUCAUUUCUGUGGUAAGGACGGUCUCCAGUCUGUUGAACCCCAGCCGAAUCAAACUGUACAUCACUAGUAUUAAGCGAAGGUAUUUCCUAUAUCUGUAAGAUUUCUAAUAAAUAAUUUGUAACGGGACAAGAUAUUUAAUCGAGCAGGACGCGUAGUUGUAAAUGUCUCUGUAAUGACAAAUAUCGAGUAAAAACUUAUAUCUGUAACGAGAAGAAAUAUGCAUCUUUCUGUAUAUCAAUGAUCUAUUUAGUCAAAUCAGAUCUGAUUUUGUAGUUAUCUUUUUAUUCAUUUUUCUAUGAGUAAAACAAAUGUGGAUAUAGUCUGCUGUUAAAAAAUUUAUUUUUACACAGAAUAAAUAAAUUCGUUACGUUUUA